Molecule: messenger RNA, 2073 nt
Organism: Triticum dicoccoides
Lineage: Eukaryota; Viridiplantae; Streptophyta; Magnoliopsida; Poales; Poaceae
Product: pentatricopeptide repeat-containing protein At2g33760-like
Exons: 1
Coding region: 1-1743 (580 amino acids)
Biological process (GO): RNA modification
Molecular function (GO): RNA binding; protein binding; zinc ion binding
Source: RefSeq, a predicted model, not a curated record
AUGGACUCCCACCACCCCUCGCCGGAAUACAGCUCGCUCCUCCUCGCCGGCCCUCGUGCUGGCGCUCUGAAACAAGCUCACGCGCGCCUCGUCGUCACAGGCCACAGCCGCUCCCUCCCCCUCAUCACCAAGCUGGCCACGCUCGCCGUCGCAGCGGGCGCCGCCCCGUACGCGCACCUCCUCGCGACCUCCCACCCCGCACCCGACUCCUUCCUCUUCUCCUCCCUCACGCGUACGGCCGCGCACCACGGCCUCCCGGUCGCCGCUAUUGCCUUCUACCGCAGCCUCCUCUCCGCCGCCCUUCCUUUCUCCAGUUUCACCUUCACCGCCGUCGCCAAGGCCUGCGCCGACCUGUCGGCCAUCCGAACCGGCACGGCCAUCCACACGCACUCCAUCCUCCUAGGGUUUGGCUCGGACCGCUUCGUGCUGACGUCUCUUCUUGUGCUGUAUUCCAAGUGCGGGCAACUGGGUGUUGCACGCAAGCUGUUCGACUCAAUUCGUGAUAGAAGUGUUGUGGCUUGGAACGCAAUGAUUUCUGGGUAUGAACAGAAUGGGCUUGCCGAGCGGGGGAUCGAGGUGUAUAAGGAGAUGCAGGCGGCGAAGGUGGUGCCUGACUCCAUGACGUUUGUAGCCACGCUCUCUGCUUGCGCACAGGCUGGUGCACUGGACUUGGGGCGUGAAGUGGAGAAACGUAUUGUUUCUGAAAGAAUGGACAUCAGUGUGUUUCUUGGCUCUGCUCUUGUGAACAUGUAUGCCAGGUGUGGUGUUGUGGACAAAGCUCGCAGAUGGUUCGAUGCGCUCCAGGAGCGGAAUGUGGUUACAUGGACUUCCAUGAUCGCUGGAUAUGGAAUGCACGGCCAUGGUCAUGAGGCGAUCAAGCUGUUCCAUUUGAUGAGACGCGAGGGGCCGCCACCCAAUCAUAUCACGUUUAUUGCUGUUCUAUCUGCAUGUGCACACUCUGGGUUAGUUAUGGAGGGUCGUGAUGCUUUUGCUUGCAUGAAAAGGAUCUAUGGACUGGUCCCUCGUGUCGAGCACUAUUGUUCUAUGGUUGAUAUGUUUGGAAGGGCUGGACUUCUUGAUGAAGCAAUGCAAUUUAUAAGUGAUUAUAUGCCUGGAGAGCCAGGGCCUGAAGUUUGGACAGCAGUACUUGGGGCAUGCAAGAUGCACAAGAAUUUUAAUCUUGGGGUGGAGGUGGCUGAGCGAUUGAUUGCUCUCGAGCCUGAGAAUCCAUCCUACCAUGUUUUGCUUUCCAAUAUUUAUGCUCUAUCCGGUAAAAUGCACCAUGUUGAGAAAGUGAGGAAUACCAUGAUCAAGAGAAGAUUGAAGAAGCAGAUAGGAUUCAGCUUGAUUGAGCUAGGAGGUAUUUCCCAUUUAUUUCGCAUGGGUGAAAUGUCUCAUCCACAGACUACAGAGAUUUACCAGUACUUGGAAGAACUGAUUCAUAGGAUUAGUGCCGCUGGCUACAUUCCUGAAACUGAGUCAGUUCUGCAUGAGUUAGAAGAGGAGGAGAGAGAGGGUGCACUUAGAUAUCACGGUGAAAAACUGGCAGUAGCAUAUGGGCUCAUGAUGAGCGUUGGGAGUACCACUCCUAUCAGAGUAAUAAAAAACCUGAGGAUAUGCGGGGAUUGCCAUCUCGCCAUCAAGUUUAUGUCAGCUGUGGAGAAUCGAGAGAUUGUUGUCAGGGAUAAGCACCGUUUUCACCAUUUUAAAGUUGGCAAGUGUUCAUGUCUGGAAUAUUGGUAACAAACUCUCAUCUGUCGUUAGGUACAGUUGCCUGGUACUAAUAGUCACCAACAAAAUAGUUUCUUGGAAAUGAACAACUACAUUCACAUACACCUCCUGUCCUGGAAUUCUGCCAUCAGUUAUCACCAGUACUAGAAGAUAACCUCUUCAGGGUAUUCUACUUCAAGCUGUGGGGUGAUUUUUGUGAUACAUAGUCCUGAUAUUGCAUCAAAAUACGACUGCUUAUCUCCAUCCAUUUCGUUGUCAGAUGGGUCCAAUGCUUCUCAUUUUGCUGAACAUCCACAAUUCCAGCGACCUACAUAUUUCUGAACUCCCAACACAAUUUAAAGG